UCUGGUCAACUGCUCUGCAAACAACCAUCAAUCUGAAUCCCCAAAGCCUAAGAAAGUCUGUUCUCCAGUACCUGUUGCUGUUCUUCUGCCUCAGCCAGCAAGAAGCACCAUGAAAUUGGAAUUCACCGAAAAAAACUACAACAGCUUUGUGCUGCAGAACCUGAACAAACAGAGGAAACGCAAAGAGUACUGGGACAUGGCCCUGACUGUGGACCACCAUGUCUUCUUUGCACACCGCAACGUGCUGGCUGCUGUCUCUCCACUGGUGAAGAACCUCAUCUCCAGCAAUGACAUGAAGACCACUGAUGAACUCUUUAUCACCAUUGACCCCAACUACCUGAGUCCCAUCACGGUGGACCAGCUCCUGGACUACUUCUACAGCGGCAGGGUGGUGAUCUCAGAGCAGAACGUGGAGGAGCUGCUUCGUGGAGCCCAGUAUUUCAACACACCACGCCUUCGAAUUCACUGCAAUGACUUCCUUAUUAAGUCCAUCCGCCGUGCCAACUGCUUGCGCUACCUCUUCUUGGCUGAGCUGUUUGAGCUCAAAGAGGUAUCAGACUUGGCCUACUCUGGCAUUCGUGACAACUUCCAUUACUGGGCCAGUCCUGAGGGCUCCAUGCACUUCAUGCGCUGCCCGCCUGUCAUCUUUGGCCGCCUGCUCCGAGAUGAAAACCUUCAUGUGCUCAAUGAGGACCAGGCUCUCAGCGCACUCAUCAAUUGGGUGUACUUCCGGAAGGACGAGCGGGAGAAGUAUUUCAAGAAGUUCUUCAAUUACAUCAAUCUUAAUGCUGUCUCCAACAAAACACUGAUGUUUGCCAGCAACAAGCUGACGGGCAUAGAGAACAGCUCAGUCCAUGCCACCCUGAUUGAGAGUGUCCUGAUGGACCGCAAGCAGGAGCGGCCCUGCAGCCUGCUGAGCUACCAGCGCAAAGGGGCCCUACUUGAUUCGGUGAUCAUCCUUGGUGGCCAAAAGGCCCAUGGCAAGUUCAACGAUGGAGUGUUUGCUUAUGUCAUCCAGGAAAAUCUGUGGUUGAAGCUCUCAGAGAUGCCCUAUCGGGCAGCAGCACUUAGUGCCACCUCUGCUGGUCGCUACAUCUACAUCUCUGGUGGCACCACUGAGCAGAUUUCAGGGCUAAAGACAGCCUGGCGGUAUGACAUGGAUGACAACUCCUGGACCAAGCUGCCUGACCUGCCCAUUGGGCUUGUCUUCCAUACCAUGGUGACCUGUGGGGGGACAGUGUACUCAGUGGGUGGGAGCAUUGCCCCAAGGCGGUACGUCUCCAACAUCUAUCGCUAUGAUGAGCGCAAGGAGACCUGGUCCCUGGCAGGGAAGAUGAGCAUCCCUAUGGAUGGCACAGCCGUGAUUACUAAGGGCGACCGGAACCUGUACAUUGUCACUGGGCGAUGUUUGGUGAAGGGCUACAUCUCCCGGGUCGGGGUAGUGGACUGCUUUGACACCAACACUGGGGAAGUGGUCCAGUGCAUCACAUUCCCCAUUGAGUUCAACCACCGGCCCCUGCUCUCCUUGCAUCAGGACAUCCUCUGUGUGCACAGCCACCGGCAGAGCAUGGAAAUCAACCUGCAGAAGGUAAAGGCCAACAAGACAACGAACUCAGUGCCUCUCUUGCCCAACAACUGCCCCUUGGAUGUGUCCCAUGCUAUAUGCUCCGUUGGAGAUAGCAAGGUGUUUGUAUGUGGAGGUGUCACCACAGCCAAUGAUGUCCAGACAAAGGACUACACCAUCAAUCCGAACGCCUACUUGCUAGACCAAAAGACAGGCGAGUGGAAGACCCUGGCACCCCCACCAGAGGCACUGGACUGUCCUGCUUGCUGUCUAGCCAAGCUACCUUGCAAGAUUCUUCAAAGGAUUUAAACAACUUUUUAAGUGGGAGAAUAAGUAAAUGCAUUAUUAUUCACAAUUUAAUGAGAGAGAGAAAGAGAG
Molecule: messenger RNA, 1942 nt
Organism: Galeopterus variegatus (Sunda flying lemur)
Lineage: Eukaryota; Metazoa; Chordata; Mammalia; Dermoptera; Cynocephalidae
Gene: CCIN
Product: calicin
Exons: 1
Coding region: 110-1873 (587 amino acids)
Molecular function (GO): protein binding
Source: RefSeq, a predicted model, not a curated record